This is a messenger RNA of Nothobranchius furzeri (turquoise killifish), 2187 nucleotides long. RefSeq names its product magnesium transporter MRS2 (gene mrs2). Gene Ontology annotation, cellular component: mitochondrial inner membrane. Lineage: Eukaryota; Metazoa; Chordata; Actinopteri; Cyprinodontiformes; Nothobranchiidae. Gene Ontology annotation, biological process: mitochondrial magnesium ion transmembrane transport. The record is from RefSeq and is a predicted model, not a curated record. Gene Ontology annotation, molecular function: magnesium ion transmembrane transporter activity.
GCGAACCCCUGCUGUCGCUGCGCUACUAGCUGUUAUGCUAACUUGAAGAGUUACGUUUUCCGACCUAAACACCACCUCACGUGUUGAUUCGGGAGACUCGCUGGUUACCAGUUGGCCACUGGUGCCUCUUGUGUUUUUGGUACAUGUCACCGCGAACCGUGAUACCAGCAAAGAAACAAGACGCGGAGGUAAAGAGCGCUGUUGGUAAAAAGGUUAGAGGAGCUUUAAACUGUGUAAAUAAUACACAGCUCCACUUCCUCCAGCAUUACUUUAACACUUAUAACUUUGUCUUGUCGUUGAUAUUUACGAGGCUGGACUCCCUGAAAACAACUUUGGGGUAACUCGUAGGAACUUUUAACCCACAGCUGGACUCUCAUGUUCUCAUGGAGGCAGAAGCGUCUCUUUAUUCCCUGCUGACACGGCUUUAAUGACUUCUUCGCUGCGGUGAUAACCUCCAGCAUGGCUGCAGCCUGUGUGAAGGCUGCGUGUUUUGCCGGUGUUGAGGUUAAACUUCACAGACUGCUGCUGGCUGGCUGCGAGAACUCCUCCAGGAUAUCUGUUGUUGGCAGGUUUCCUCCGAAGCGCCUUUUCAGCUCUCUCUGCCCUUUGCCAUCAAGACUUGGUGGGACACUCGUCCUCUGGAGUGUCCGAACUGUGAGUCACCAGCUGAAGCACAGCGUGCCUUUUGGAAACGGGAAGGCGGCGGUGUUCAGCAGGAGCUACAGAGAUGUUUGCACAAAUGUGUCCCUGUCGAGAUGUGCGGUGCUGAGAAGGAAGCUCCUGCUGCAAGGAGGUGCAGCAUGGCCAGCAUCCAUAAUCCGCCGGAGGGUGACAGAUGCUCCUCUUUCCAGUGUGUCUCCCACCUUUAUAGUGAUGAAGUUCGACCAGGAUGGAAAUGUGACAUCAUUCGAAAAGAAGAAGACAGAACUUUACCAGGAGCUGGGUCUUCAGGCCAGAGACCUUCGCUUCCAGCACAGCACCAGCCUCUCUACCAGAAACAACUGCAUCAUCAUACGAAUGGCUUCUUUGAAAGCCAUCCUGACCCCGACGUUCCUACUGGUGUUGGAUUUUCGUGGUUUGGGACUGGAGCGCUGGCUGGUGCUGGAUCUCGCCCCUCAGCUAGCAUCACAGACACACUCUCUGCCCUUUGAGUUCAGGGCGCUGGAGGCCAUCCUGCAGCACAAGGUAAACACUUUACAAACCCGGCUGAACGACCUUGAACCGGGACUCCUGGACAAUCUGGAGUCCCUCGUGGAUCCUAAAAUCCUUUCUGCUGACAGAAGCAAGCUGCACAUACUGUUACAGAACAGCAAGAGCCUCUCAGAGUUGGAAACAGACAUAAAGGUUUUCAAGGACUCUCUGCUGAAGGUCCUGGAUGAGGAUGAGAUGAUUGAAGAACUCUGUCUCACCAAAUGGACAGACCCAAGAGUUUUUGAGGAGAGCAGUUUGGGUAUAGACCACGCUGAGGAGAUGGAACUUCUACUGGAGAGUUACUUCAUGCAGGCUGAGGAGCUGGGCAACAAGGCCAGAGAGCUGAAGGGACUAAUAGACGACUCGGAGAGUGUCAUCUUCAUCAAUCUGGACAGCCAUCGUAACGUGAUGAUGCGUCUGAAUCUGCAGCUGACGAUGGGCUCCUUCUCCCUCACGCUGUUCGGCCUGAUUGGCGUUGCCUUUGGGAUGAACUUAACAACAGCCUUUGAGGACGACCCCCGUGCUUUCUGGCUGGUAACUGGCUUCAUGUUUCUGGGCAGCGGGUUGAUAUGGAGACGACUUCUGUCGUUUUUGGGACGGCAUCUGGAGCCUUCAGUUCUCCCUCCGAUCCCUCCCAUUUGGAAGAGAAAUCUGAAGUCAUCAGACAUAAAACCAGGAGUCAGAUGAAGUGUUGUUUCCCCUCUAAAACAAUCUCAGACUGCAGCUUUAAAGAGGAUCUGUCAUCAGUUUGAGCAGUGACUAGCACAUGGACCACCUGGUCUCAGAGCCAUGAGGCUAUCCUACCAUGUUGUUGAACAUCUUUUCAAUGACAAGAUUUUUAUUAUUUAAGUUAAUGUUGUGUGUGUAAUGCUUAAAGUGUAGUCAGCACUCAGCAUGCACAGAAAUGCUCCCAUUUAUUUUAAACCAGAGUCCUUACAUAAAACUAUUUAUCAGAUGAUCAUUUGGUAAGUUAAUAAAUGCACUAAUGCACAGGAA